GUUGUCUGCGAAGCGGUGCACAAAACGGACGUGUAAACGGAAGCCGCGCGAAAACGGUUCGGAAGACGGAAUUGCGCCUGUACACGACGGCGCAGCAGGAAAUCGAAUUGAUUUUGAAUCCGAAUCCAAAUCGGCUAAAGCUCACCGACAGCGCGCUUACUAAUUGUGUUUCGUUCAACGGAUUAUCCACUAUCCAACUAUUACACUAUCUAAAAACUCGCUGCACGCUGCGGCGCAUGCGCGACCUGUCUGUGUUGGUGGCAUACUUCUAACAACAACCAGUGUUUCCUUUGUUCAAAAGUGCCUUGACUAGAGCAGCAGCAGCAACAGCAGCAGCAGCAGCCCCACUUUGAUAUGGCCAAGUGGCAACGAGAGCCGCAGCAGUAGCAGCAAAACUGGAAAAGCCGCUAAAAUCAGCAGUACCCGUUCACCAGAGGAAGCCAUCAUCAUGACGGCCAUGCCCGUGGUUUGGUGCACCGAUCCCAACUCGGUGAACAACAAGCCCACGGCCUUCGCCCUGCACGGAAUCCAGCUGCAGGGCAAUGUGACCGAGAAGCAGGUCCAUGCCCUCCGCGAGCUGGUCAACGCCGCCGCCGAGGGUCGCCUCAUCCUGCCCUCGGACGGCACCUUUACGCUGCUGGACAGCGGGCUCAGCAUCGAGAGUUCAAUCGUGGAGCAGGAGUCGGGCAACUCGAUGCCCAUCAGUGCGAAUGGUGAGCCAGGUCAGUUGGCCCAGGCGAAGAGUGCCAAGAACACGUACAUCCUGAUGCCCGUGAGCAAGGCGGAGGGUUCUUCGCGGCAGGGAGGAGUAGCAGGAGGAGUAGGACCAUCGGGACAGGCCAUUGCAGCCGCUGCCGCCCAACUGGAGUUCCUGCUGGAGCCCAAGUACUCCCCAAGUACGCCCCCCGAGACCCACUCCGAUGAGGAGGCCAAUGCGGAGGAGGGUGAGGCUGGAGGAACAGAAGAGAUACUGUACGAGUUCCUGUGCUGCGCCAAGUGCAUGAACGAGCAGCGCACCGGACCCACAUGCGCCGGGCGUCGACUGCAGCGCUAUUUGAGGACCAGCGUCGGUGCCAGCGGCAGAGGCAGCGACUACGAGCCGGUCAACGACCCGGCUACGUGGCAACUGCAACUGGAUCCUGUCAGCAGCAUUGCCAGCAAGUACGCCCGCCGACAGCAGCGUCACAGGCAGCACGGCACCGUCUCCAUGGGCAUUGCACGUAAUCGAAGCCAUCGCCAUCACAAAUUACCCAUGCACAGUGUUAAAAUCUUUCAUAAUCGCAGCACUUACACGCCAGCAACUGCAACUACAAUGGCUACAGCAACAGGAGCAAUGCCAAUCGCUGUGGGCGGAGGCCGAGUGGUGUCGUCAGUUUCGUCGCCGAUGGCGAUGGCGUUGACGAUGACGAUGCCGAUUCCCAGUCCGAUUCCAAUUCCGAUUCCGAGCUCGAAUCCGAAUCCGAAUGCGAAUCCAAAUCCGAAUUCCAAGCCCAGUGCAGCGAAUAGAGCGAGCGUUGGCAGUGAAGCGUUUAGUUUGUUAGCGACAGCGGCGCGAUCUACAUCUACAUCGGUGACAGAAACAACGACAUUGCUGGCGCAUCUGCCCCUCUACGCUGUGGUAAAUAAGAAUCGCGACUUGGCGACCGGUGGCCAGAAGACUGAGACUGACUUAUCCGCAACCACCAUGCUGGCCGUGGUGCCCGAGGAACCGUCGUCGUCGCCAUCGUCGUCGCCACCAUUCACCAUAGACGGACGCGAUCUGAUCAGCUUCGACGACGACCAGGCGCAAGUGUUGGGUGUUGAGGUGUCGGACUUGGGGCAUGGUGGCCAGCAGGCGGCCGCCACUGCUGUGGACCUGCUGAGCGCCCCCAACGAGGAGGAUAUCCUGCUGGCCCUGCUGGAGACACCGCCCGCCACUCCGCCCAAGCCCUGCUCGCCGGGCAGCAACAACUCGAGCCGGAAGACGAGCUUCGACUCCACCAGCACCCUCAGCUCCAUGGACUCUGGCUUCAUGGAGAUGCAGAACAAACUGGAGGCCCUGGCAGCAGCGGCAGCAGCGGCGGCGGCAGCAGCUGUGGCAGUGACCACAUCUUCUGGCGAAGCAACGGCAGCAACAUCGUCGUUACCGAGUGGCGAGAAAAUCGAGCGACGCAAUUACAAGGAAUGUCUGACGCAGUCGCGAAAUCGCCGAAAAUCCUACGAGGAGUUCAAAGCCAUGUUCGUUGAGGAGGCAACAGGGCCAAUGUCCAUGCCACCGACGGUGGCAACAGCGGCGGAUGACGCAACAGCAACAUCAGCAACAUCAGUAACAGCCAGCAGCAACACUGUGAUCCCACUUUCCUCCAUUUCAGAACAAGAAACCACAGGCAGCAAACCGGAUUGCGUAAACGAGUUUGCUGCCGCCGCCGCCGCCGCUGUCAGUGCCGAUGAAAUGGAUACCGGCGACGGUGACAGCGAUGGUGAAAAAGGCGCUGCUGCCGAAGGCGAUCUAACAGCAACAACAACCGCAGCAGUAACAACACCUUUAGUAAGCAGCACCACCACAGAGGCGAUGCGAAAGAAUUCGGAUUUUCUAUCGCAGAUUCUCGAUCAUCAAUUUGCGGCCAAGGAGCGAGCCAAGGCGCACAAGCGUCGCACUUCGUACGAGGAAUUUAAGCGUCUGGUUAACGAAAUUGAGCCGCUGGAAUGCCCAUACACCCCGCCACUCGCCUCAUCUGUGGUCGCACCCACAGCAGCAGCCGCAUCAGCAGCCGCAUCAGCAGCGGUAGCAACAUCGCCACUAAAGCGUCAGAAUUCGCGGCAGCGUAAGAGCUUCGCCAGUUACUUUCUGCCGCGCCGGCACUCGACCAAAGAACAAAAGACUGACAAGGAGAAUGUACCGUCGCAGGAGCAUCAACAGCAGCAGCAACAGCAGCAGCAGCAGUUGGCGUUGUACAACAAGUUGCCAUCCUCUCGUGGCAGCGAUAGCUCCAGCACCCAUUGCAGGCGCAAUUUCAAGAUCUACGACAAGCUGGUGUACGGCACCAUCUAUGACAUUAUCCAGCGCAAGAACGACAUCUACCAGAAGUACGACAAGUACAUGACCUACGGCACCAUCUAUGAGAUCCUGCACCGCAAAUCCUCGCAGGGUGGCGAACGCUGGCAGCGCAAGAGCCUCAGCUCGAUCCUGGAGGGCACUCGGUCCUCGGGCGACGUCAUCUACGACAUUGUCCAGCGGCGGGAGCGUGAGAGGCAGCGUCAGCAACGCAUUCUGGAAGCCACCACUCCGGCCACUGUAUCCGCGAUCAGUCCCCACAAAUACGGAACAAUCUACGACAUUUUGCAGGGUGAGAAACUGGAUGCCAAUCAUGUCAGCAGUAAACCUCAAGACUCCAAGCCACCACAGGCCAAGCCAACGCGCUUCGUGGUCAGCCAGGUGGAGGAGUCCGUUCAGACGCCGCCAGUGGAUCAGCCGGAUGCCAGGGUCACGGAUCCGGGUGUCGCAAAGUCCAGCAAGCCGCACAAGAUGCGUCGCCUGUCGCAUAUCCUUAACUACAGCCGAAACACUGGCGAUGAUCAGCUGGAUGCAGCUGGAAAGGAGGAGGCCAAGCAGAAGCGCAGCCAGGCCAAGCGGCGGAUCGGGGUAACCAACCUGCUGCUGCCACUGGACUCCGAGGAGCUCUAUACCCGCAUCAUAGCCCAGCAGCGGAGACUGGAAAAGGAGCGUGACCAGGAUCCAGAGGCGGAGAGUGGCAGCGACGCGGAAUUGUAUCCUCGCGUGACCGCGCUGACCAAGUCCAGUUCGCUGGAUGCCAUCUCCCUGUCGGUGGCCAUUUCGCCCGCAUCCUCGCCCUCACCCCCGCGUCCCCGUCGCAGCCUGAAGCAGCAUCGGUGCCUCCAGCAGCGCCAGCCAAUUCCGCUGGUCAAGAAGCACUCCCUCGACAACUGCCUUCAGAUGGCUUCGGCGGCGGCGGCGUCGGCGGCGAUUCCCAGUCGCCAGCCGCUCCGUCGCUGGUCCAACCAGACGCCCCUGAAGUGCACAUGCCAUCACCACCACCACCACGCCGCCGCCGAGGAGCUUCCGCUGACCGCCAAUGAGAAAUCCCGCUCGCUGCCCACCGCCUGCUCCGCCCCCUGCCCCCAUACGUGUCCAAGCUCAAGUUCAAACGAUCAUAGUGGCCCGGCCACAACAAAGUCCUUCGGCAAAUCAACAUCAACAUCGACAACGACGACGACGACGGCCAAGAAAGGCAAAUCGCGUCGACUUUCAGAAUUUACGCGCGGUGAAUUUUUAAAUGAAAAAUCUUGGUACUUCCGCAAAAUCAAACGCAUUGAGGCUGAGAAAAAACUUCUACUGCCAGAGAACGAGCACGGUGCAUUUUUAAUUCGAGAUUCCGAGAGCCGUCACAACGACUAUUCGCUAUCAGUGCGCGAUGGCGAUACGGUUAAGCACUAUCGCAUCAGACAAUUGGAUGAGGGCGGCUUCUUCAUUGCCAGACGCACGACCUUCAGAACCCUCCAGGAGCUGGUCGAACACUAUUCCAAGGACUCCGAUGGCCUGUGCGUCAACCUCUGCAAGCCGUGUGUCCAGAUCGAGAAACCCGUCACCGAGGGACUCUCACAUCGCACUCGCGAUCAGUGGGAGAUCGACAGAACGUCCCUCAAGUUCGUGCGCAAACUGGGCUCUGGACAGUUCGGUGAUGUCUGGGAGGGACUGUGGAACAACACGACACCUGUGGCCAUUAAAACUCUGAAAUCUGGCACAAUGGAUCCCAAGGACUUCCUGGCGGAAGCCCAGAUCAUGAAGAAACUGCGCCACACCAAGCUCAUACAGCUGUAUGCGGUCUGCACUGUGGAGGAGCCCAUCUACAUUAUCACAGAGCUGAUGAAGCACGGUUCACUGCUGGAAUAUCUCCAAGCCAUUGCAGGCAAGGGUCGUAGCCUUAAAAUGCAAACUCUGAUUGACAUGGCGGCGCAAAUAGCUGCUGGCAUGGCCUACCUGGAGUCCCAGAAUUACAUUCACAGAGAUUUGGCGGCACGCAAUGUGCUUGUUGGCGAUGGCAACAUCGUCAAGAUUGCCGACUUCGGCUUGGCCAGGCUCAUCAAGGAGGACGAGUACGAGGCUCGAGUGGGCGCCCGCUUCCCCAUUAAAUGGACUGCUCCCGAGGCGGCCAACUACAGCAAAUUCUCAAUCAAAUCGGAUGUCUGGAGUUUCGGUAUUCUACUCACAGAGCUGGUCACCUACGGACGCAUACCAUAUCCAGGCAUGACCAAUGCCGAGGUGCUGACGCAAGUGGAGCAUGGAUACCGAAUGCCGCAGCCGCCCAACUGCGAGAUGCGGCUGUACGAGAUCAUGCUGGAGUGCUGGCACAAGGACCCGAUGCGCAGACCCACGUUCGAGACGCUCCAGUGGAAGCUGGAGGACUUCUACACAUCCGAUCAGAGCGACUACAAGGAGGCGCAGGCCUACUGAUAAAUGCUUCGCGGAGUCACGGACGCGGCCAGCAGCCGUGACGAGAAGCCAGACAGCUGCAAAUAAUCGCCGGGCAUCCCAACAACGGACAAUUCUUACUAAGUUACUUACUUGAGUUUUGCAUAGAUUUUCUACUGUUCAAUCGCACACCCUGGGUGCUCUUGGGUUCGCUUGGGUGUGCUUGGGAGUCGUCUAGGUGACUCCAUACGAUGAUACGAUGAUUCAUGUUAUUAGCGUUUAAGCUAACAAAUAGUUGCUAAGGUGGAAUGCAAUUUCAAAGGACGUUCCAUUGGGACAUUCGUUUUUGUUGUUUAUUAUGACAAACAUAUUGAUAGUUGGUCGAAUUGAUGCGUUCUAACACCCUUGUCGUACUUUUCGGUUAGCAUAUCACAUGUAUUAUUAUUCAUAUAACGCAUAUAGCAUAUACAUACGCGCAUACACACUUAUAUAUAUAUAUAUAUACGAACACUUAUAUAUAGUAUAUACAAACGUACAGUCAGACGUAUGCCGAUGCCCUUCCAUUAUUCAAAUAUGCAAGCACACACACCCACUUACCCACCCUACCCUAUUUUUCUUUAGUUUAUAGGCCAAUCUGAGAACGAUAUUUGCAGCACACAAAUAUGAACGAAUGUUUCGCUUUUAGUUAAUUCAUUACAUACAUACGUGUCUUACCCAACUCUCACUCAACAUUAUCAACGACAUUAUAUGCUUUAUCACAAAUAGGAAAAGUAAAAAGCAACACAAACGCCAAUCAUCAAGUGCUAGCUAUACGCUAUACGCUACUUUGCCGCGCGCAACAGCAAAAAUCCAUAUGAUUAAUUUUUUUAGACUUUAAUUGUAAUUUGUAACCAUUUAAUAAUAUUCAGCUUAUGAUUAAAACACAUACACAUAUACGAAAACAUGUACAUUUAGAACCAAGAAAAUAAAUUUCUUCAUUAUUUAUAAAUCUAAAA
Drosophila elegans is the source of this 6405-nucleotide messenger RNA. RefSeq names its product tyrosine-protein kinase Src42A (gene Src42A). Gene Ontology annotation, biological process: protein phosphorylation; cell differentiation; innate immune response. The coding region runs from base 449 to 5452 and encodes 1667 amino acids. Gene Ontology annotation, cellular component: extrinsic component of cytoplasmic side of plasma membrane. Gene Ontology annotation, molecular function: signaling receptor binding; non-membrane spanning protein tyrosine kinase activity; ATP binding. Lineage: Eukaryota; Metazoa; Arthropoda; Insecta; Diptera; Drosophilidae. The transcript is spliced from 10 exons. The record is from RefSeq and is a predicted model, not a curated record.